Molecule: messenger RNA, 2194 nt
Organism: Neltuma alba
Lineage: Eukaryota; Viridiplantae; Streptophyta; Magnoliopsida; Fabales; Fabaceae
Product: 3-phosphoinositide-dependent protein kinase 1
Exons: 11
Coding region: 379-1845 (488 amino acids)
Biological process (GO): intracellular signal transduction; peptidyl-serine phosphorylation
Molecular function (GO): protein serine/threonine kinase activity; ATP binding
Source: RefSeq, a predicted model, not a curated record
GCUGGGAGUUGAAACUGCGGGUCUCUUUCUCUCAUCAUGCACCGGGCGAAGCAUGAGAAAACUCAAUAAUUCUGCUUCUCUUCAAUCCACAUAUCUGAUCUUUCCUUCACUCUGAAUCCAUAGGACCACUUUCUAGGGUUUUGAAUAAGGGAUAAAGUUAAAGCUGAUCAUUUCUGGUUAUACACACAUUCCUAUGCACAUCCAAUCACCAAGACUCACUUCACUUCUUCCUUUUAUCUGAGAAUACAGAGGAGGGAUUGCUUGCUUCCAAGCAGUCUCUGGGACUUUCCUGAGCUCUGUCCUCCUCUUGGGCCAGUGUGAAAACGCGAUCCUAAGGGGAGGAAUUGUUUGGAUGUAGCAAGAGCUUUGCGGGGAGAGAUGUUGGCGAUGGAGAAGGAUUUUGAUUCCAAGUUGAAGAUUCAGAGUAGUCCGUCUGGUGAUGGGAGUGUCCAGAGAUCUCAGAGCAUUCCUUUCCGGGCUCCUCAGGAGAAUUGCUCCAUCCAGGAUUUUGAAUUGGGAAAGAUCUACGGCGUUGGUUCUUAUUCUAAGGUUGUGAGGGCAAAGAAGAAGGACACGGGAUCUGUUUAUGCAUUGAAGAUCAUGGACAAAAAAUUUAUCACCAAGGAGAACAAAACAGCUUAUGUGAAGUUGGAACGGUUAGUGCUUGAUAAAUUGGAUCAUCCUGGCAUUGUGCGGCUGUUUUUCACAUUUCAAGACACUUUUUCUCUGUACAUGGCACUUGAAUCCUGUGAAGGCGGAGAACUUUUUGAUCAAAUAACCAGGAAAGGUCGGUUGUCUGAGGAUGAAGCACGAUUCUAUGCAGCUGAAGUUGUGGAUGCUCUUGAAUACAUACAUAAUUUGGGCUUGAUACACCGUGAUAUUAAGCCGGAGAACUUGCUGCUUACAGCUGAAGGACAUAUUAAAAUAGCUGAUUUUGGGAGUGUGAAGCCUAUGCAGGGUAGCCAAAUCAUGGACUUCCUUCCAAAAGCAGCAUCAGAUGAUAGAGCCUGCACAUUUGUGGGGACAGCUGCUUAUGUCCCUCCAGAGGUUCUUAAUUCUUCUGCAGCAACAUUUGGAAAUGACCUCUGGGCCCUUGGAUGCACAUUAUACCAAAUGCUCUCGGGAACUUCUCCUUUUAAAGAUGCGAGUGAAUGGCUAAUUUUCCAAAGAAUCAUAGCUAGAGAUAUUCAAUUUCCUGACUAUUUUUCAGAUGAGGCAAGGGACCUUAUUGACCGGUUACUGGAUUUGGAUCCCAGCAAGAGACCAGGUGCAGGACCUACUGGUUAUACUGUUUUGAAAAGGCAUCCAUUUUUCAAGGGAGUAAACUGGAGUAACAUUAGGGAUCAAAUCCCCCCAAAACUUGCAAUGGAACCGGGGUCACCUGAAGGUGAUGAUGUUUAUGAUUCAUCAUGGAACCUUUCUCAUGUUGGUGAUGGUCCUGUUAGGCAACCUGAUGGAAAUAUUGGUACUACAUCAUCUUCUGAGGGGUCUGGUCACGUAACAAGGCUAGCCUCAAUGGAUUCUUUUGAUUCAAAGUGGAAACAAUUUUUGGAUCCCGGCGAAUCUGUCAUUAUGAUCUCUAUGGUAAAAAAGAUGCAGAAACUAACAAGCAAGAAGGUGCAGCUUAUCCUUACUAACAAACCAAAGCUGAUCUAUGUGGAUCCGUCAAAGCUUAUUGUGAAGGGAAAUAUAAUAUGGUCUAAUAAUCCAAAUGAGUUAAGCGUUCAAGUAACAAGUGCUUCUUGUUUCAAGAUUUGCGCUGCAAAAAAGGUAUUGUCAUUUGAGGAUGCCAAGCAAAGAGCUUAUCAGUGGAAGAAAGCAAUUGAAGGGCUACAAAACCGGUGAUAUUCCUUUUGCAUUUGACAACAGCCUUUUACCUCUGGACUAUCCUGUGAUCAGAGUUAUUCAUCAAUAUGAAAUUCAGUUGUGGAUUUAACCUUAUUCCCAAAGUUGGCUCAGUGGGAAACCUGAAAUCACUGCUUUGUAUUUGUAUUUGCAUGUUAGUUCAGCCAUUCAUGAAAAUCUAGAUUUAGGGUUGAAAUUAAACUUUUUAGGGGUUAAUAGUGUAUUAAUUUCUAAGCUUGUUGCCAAGCCCUGAUCAGAAUGGGAUUUGGAUCCCUCAAUUGAGUUCUUUCAAUUGAGCCUCACUGCCAUUACAGACAUUUUUUAAAAAAAUGAACUCCUAAUUUCUCUC